Thlaspi arvense is the source of this 534-nucleotide messenger RNA. The record is from the annotation of a GenBank genome assembly. Lineage: Eukaryota; Viridiplantae; Streptophyta; Magnoliopsida; Brassicales; Brassicaceae.
AUGAAAUUGAUGAUGAGUGAUUACAAGGUGGAUACCAUCAACGACGAUUUGCAGAUGUUCUAUGUGACAUUCCAUGGACCCACUGACAGUCUUUAUGAGGGAGGUGUAUGGAAGAUAAAAGUCGAACUUCCUGAAGCUUAUCCAUACAAAUCUCCAUCAGUAGGAUUUGUUAACAAGAUUUAUCACCCAAAUGUGGAUGAAUCUUCGGGCGCAGUUUGCUUAGACGUAAUAAACCAGACAUGGAGCCCAAUGUUUGAUCUUAUCAAUGUUUUCGAGUCAUUCCUUCCGCAACUGCUUCUGUAUCCAAACGCAUCAGAUCCAUUCAACGGAGAAGCUGCGUCUUUGUUGAUGCGAGACCGCACAGCCUAUGAGCAGAAAGUGAAAGAAUAUUGUAAGACAUAUGCUAAGCCAGAGGACAUUGCACCUGAGGAGAACUCAAGUGAUGAUGAUGAUGAUGAUGAAGAUGAUAGCAUGAGUGACAAUGGUUCCGAAUCUGACGACAACGAUGAAAUUGCUGGAAAAGCCGAUCCAUGA